Molecule: messenger RNA, 2761 nt
Organism: Adelges cooleyi (spruce gall adelgid)
Lineage: Eukaryota; Metazoa; Arthropoda; Insecta; Hemiptera; Adelgidae
Exons: 3
Coding region: 488-919 (143 amino acids)
Source: RefSeq, a predicted model, not a curated record
GUUUAGUAAUUUUUUUCCCAUAGCUAUUCACUGCAGACAAGACAAUGAUUGUCGAUUAAGUCAGUACACUAUAUGAACAAGACGUAUGAUUAGUGUUAUAAACAUACUUGUUUUUUAUGGUAAAACAAAUCCAUAUUGUUAUUGCCGGUUGUUUUCUUCUACUAACAGCGCAGAUAAAAUUGUUUACUAGAUCCAUUACACGAGUCCGGUACAAAGUUUGCAUUGUGUCAAAUCACGUUUUCCCAAAAAUUAAUCAUGUUUACACCCGUCUUUAACGAGCACAUACAAAAUGUGUACUGCUAUCAUUUAGGUACAUUUUUUGUUGUAAACGAACCGAGAAUAGUAAGUUAUCUAAUGCAAACAGGUACAAACAACACCGUCUGAAAGGUUAUCUGGUCGUCGAGUAUUUAAUACACAUUUUUCUUUUUGAAACCGUCUCAGUUGCCUAUCCGCGACUAACGAGACGAGUCGUUCAGUAACCAACACUAUGAACGCUAUGAAAUCAUGUUUGGUCCUAAGUCUGGCAGUGUCGCUGUUGGCCGUCCCAACCGGAGGCAUAUCGGCGCACCAACGGGUCCUCGAGUACUUCAACCGUUUUCCCAAGUCCGACGAAAUCGACAGCGUUAGAGACCUCAUAGACGGAUUCGCAAAAAGAAACGACAAAGUAUACGCGGAAGCCCACGACUUUUUCAAUAACAAAGGCAAAAAACUGGAUAUACUUAGAAGAGAUAAAGAAAGAUCUAGAGUGGCCUACAUUGCGAAUAGCGACAGAUUUUAUAACAUCAAUGUCAAUGCGAUCAAGAAAUAUGAUUCGAAUCUGGCAGAUUUGCUGGAUAAAUAUUAUAAAAGACUGAAGGAAGCCGACCACGUCAUGGAGAACAUUAUGGUACAAGUUGUGUACAACCAGUCUCAUUAUUAGCAAAUUAAAAUAACUUAUUCGUCUCUUUUUUACAUUACAAACAUAUUGUUAAAUGUAAUUUUUUUUUAUUUGUUCGGUUAUAUUAACCGUUAACACUAGAUCAAUUUUUUUAAAGAAGAAUCAUAAACUUAGUGUUAAUGUCUUUUUUAACAAUUUUUUUAUAAAUAAUUAUAGUGAUUUAGUAUAGAAUACAUAAUGUUAUCAUUACUCGACACAGUGCACAUCUCAGUAUGUAAACUCUGUGAUUUUUUGGAACUGAGAACGUCAGCGUUGUGUAAUUAAAUUGUUUUACUGUGCGAUUUAAAAAUACAAAAUUGUUUAUUUUAACAAAAGUAAUAAAUCAUUUUGAACUGAAAGUGAAAUAUAUUUUGCCAAAGUAUAGUAAUUUAAUUUUUACCGGAAAACGUUCCUACACAAACGUCAGCUGCAGUUUACUUAUGGAAGGACGAAACAAAAGUAUUUACCUUACUUACAUUGUACGGUUAUACUACAAACAGUGGCGAAUGGCAAAGGUGACUUUUAACUACACGGACAUUCGCGUCAGUCAUUUUACCUGCGACUUAACCAGAGAAUACAAUCAAAUAUAUUAAAACUUUUUUACUAAUUUUUUUAUUUCACUGAAGACUAGAAAUGUUUGUAUAUUAUAUUUUUAAAUAAUUACACGAAGUAACUUUUUUUCUACAUUCAUUUUUUAUAUUAAAUCGUUUUUGAUUUACGCAUAUAAUAAAAUUCAAACAUUUUUUUUUUGUUUAUGUAAGCUAUAAUAAGACACAAAGGUCAAUAUUUUUGUUUAAAAUUUCAAAACACUAUAAGUUUAAUGAGUAAUUAACAAUGCUUAAUUUUAAUUUAGCUUACUCGAUUAGAAUUUUAGUUAAGCUUUUUUUUUUUAUUUGUUACCGGAAACGUUGAAACGUUAAGAAAUACUAUGACAAUUCGCAAUAUACAUACGGUAAGUAUAGUUAAAGUACAUCUCUUCAUCAUAAGUAUUUAAUAAAAUAUAAAACCAUACCUAUACAGGCCCGAGACAAAUAAAAGCAAAACGGGGCGCCUCUUCACGGAUGUGGCCCGCUUUUGACAUUUAUUUCUACUAAUACAGUAUAAAAUCGGUAGCCAUAGACCAUAAAAACCUACCUUUAAUGCCUAGUGGACAAUUUACUGCUACGAUUAUUUUAUAAACAAGUGUAAUAAUGUCUGAUUUGGAGACAUUGAAUUUACAGUGCGGUAUUUUGAGAUUAUAAAAUAUAUUUUUGACCCAGCCUAAUCCGGUUAGGUUAAGAACCGAGGUUAGGUGUCUGUAAAGUCAGCUAAAGGUAUAUACGAUAAAUUCGUAUGGACAAAAAAAAAAAAAACACACCAGGUAAUUUUCACAUAUCUUAUAUUUAUCUGGUACAUACAGCACAAAUAGGAGUACACAUCAGUUCUAAGUAUUAAGUGCCCUGUUCUAAAUUCAUACAAAGGUAAUUCUAAGCUAAUACACGGUUUUUAAUUAAAUUUCUAUGUAUUUAUAUAUAAUAUAUUUGACAAUGUUUUAUACAGCGGGUAUAUGGCAAUACAAAUCGAAGAACGUACACGUAUCACACGUGGACUUUCUUCUAUCCUAAGAAACUACACACAAACAAAACAAAAUUACACAUCAUAUUGUAUAAUAUUAAAUAAAAAAUUGAUUACUCAACACAUGGCGUUACUAUUACUAUAUAAAUUAUAAUAUUAUCAUGUAUAUGUCCAGUAAAUAUUUAUACAAUAUUAAGUAUAAAUAUAAUGUUUAACGAAAAAAGUCAGUUUGCUUAAUUAGUAAGAAUUCAUUUGUCAUUCAAUCAUUCAGCCAGUGUUUUUUUUUUUUUU